AUGGUCCUACACAAAGGGCAACUGGAGGCCCAGCUGAGGGACGAGCAUGUCCUCAUCAAAACCGGCGUCCUUCGGGAAGAAAAUCCGCUAGACCUGUCCGAGGGCUUUCACGACUUUCUCCAAGCAUGCCGCCGAGGCGACCUCAAGAGGUGCCAAGAGCUGAUUUCCGCCGGUGUUAACAUCAACGGUAAAGAUAGCUUCGACUACACCCCCCUCAUCGUCGCGAGCUUAUGUGGUCAUUUUGACUUGGUCCGGCUUCUUCUCGAGUCUGGUGCACUGGCGGAGCGAAAUACUUUCCAAGGCGAGCGAUGCAUUUAUAAUGCCCUGAAUAAUCGAAUCCGCAACCUGCUGCUCGAGUAUGACUAUUCAAAAUCCACAGACCCCCUCCAGCCCUGGGCAUCUCACAUCACGUCUCUCCUCUCCAAAGAUGUGCCCAAGACAGCCGACAUUGGCCUCAUCGCCGCCUCCGAGUCUUUUCAGCUACACAAGUUCAUACUCGCUUCCAGAUCGCCUUAUUUCAAGAGAAAAUUGUCGGACGCCGCAGGGACGAGGACCUGGAACCUACCAGCGACCAUCCCCGCUGAUGCCUUUCGCCUCGUGCUGCGCUAUCUCUACCUCGGCGAUAUUCCGAAAGAUCUCGUCGACCCACGUAGCAUGGCGACCGAGGAGGAGGUUCUCACGAGCGCUGAUAAGAUCAGCAAGCAGCUUGAGAUUGAGAAACUCUGGGAGGCGCUGCUGACAACCGAUCGUCGACUGGCCCGCCAGCGGUACCAGGACGAGGUCAACCGGGCGCAGAAACAGAUUGACAGUUUUUACCGGGAAAACGUCCUCCCGCAUAGAAUGGUCAUCGACACAGAGAGGGUCAAUGAGAUCAAGUGGCGGCAUGACAAUGCCAUUUUUGCGGAUUGCCUGUUGCGCGCCGACGAACCCGACGAAGAGCAGACACCCGAGAAUGAGCCCGCCGACACGGACGCCGCGGUGAACAAUAGCAGCAUCCCAAUCGGCCCCUUCGCCACCUCCAAGCCGAAAAAGACUAGGCGGUCCGUCGUCUACCCGGUACACAAGGCCAUGCUGCUGCGCAGCCUCUAUUUCGAGACCAUGUUCUCGGGCGAGUUCAAGGAGGCUCAGGAGGAGCAGCACCUGCACAUGAUUACGAUUGACUGUGUGCCUGAAGUCCUCGAGAUCAUCCUUACUUUUCUCUACACCGAAAAGGCCGAAUGCCCGCUCGAACUUGCCCUGGAUCUUCUCUACGUAUCCGACAUGCUCUAUCUCGACAAGCUCAAGACCAAAGCGGCACAGGUCAUCAGCACAUUAGGCAGCGGCAACAGCAAUGUUCUCGUCGACCGCACACAUGGCACAGCCGAAGAGGAAGACACGGAACCCAUCAACAUCUACGACGUCAUACAUGCCGCGUGGGACCUGAGGGUGCAGCGGCUCGAGGAGUUCGCCGCUCGCUACCUGGCGUACCGGCUGGAAGACUACAUCGACGAAGCCGAAUUCGCCGACCUCAUCAAGGAGAGUGCCGAGCGGCUGAAGAACCGCGAAGAGACGGAUACGAUUGAGUUACUAGACGAUAUCCGCUACUAUCUGUCGGAGCGCUUCCGGCUGCGGUUCGAGGAUGCGGGCCUUGACGAGAUGAUGGACGAGCAAGGCGAGAUCAAUGCUGCUGCGGCUGCGUCGCUGGCGGAGAGCAGCCAGGAGGUGCAGCAAAAGGCCGAGGACGGCUUGGCUCUGCAAGAGAUCGACCUGAGAGAUGUCAAGCCAGCAGAACCUGUAGGGAAGGAAGAAGCAACCGAAGAAACAGGCGGCGUCAUGACGCUCGAUGGCGCAGUGGCCGAAGACGAGUUUGCCUCGGAUGCGAUCAACUACCAGAUCCUGCUUGGGAAGAUCGACAUCAUGCUAGAACGCCUUAAACUUGACGCAUAG
This is a messenger RNA of Verticillium dahliae VdLs.17, 1926 nucleotides long. RefSeq names its product BTB/POZ domain-containing protein. Bases 1 to 1926 code for a protein of 641 amino acids. Gene Ontology annotation, cellular component: ubiquitin ligase complex; cytoplasm. The record is from RefSeq and is a predicted model, not a curated record. NCBI's taxonomy places the organism in Eukaryota, Fungi, Ascomycota, Sordariomycetes, Glomerellales, Plectosphaerellaceae. Gene Ontology annotation, molecular function: protein binding. The transcript has 3 exons.